GUGGAGACAGGCGCCAUAAUGCCUUACUGCAUAAGGAGAGGCAACUGCCCCCCAAAUCGGAGCCUAAAUCGGAGAACGAAGGAGUCAACCCGAAAUGCACCACGCUCUGUGGACCGGCGGGAGGUGAGUAGCCCCCUCGUCACCGGCGAGUUAGCUGACUACCUUGGAGCAAGCGGACCCCCGGAGAAAUACUUCCUGUCCACAUGCAGUGGGGAGAAAGAGGAGAAGCACGGUCGGCGGGUACCAGGGAUUACAGUGCGCUCGCUCAGCGGACCAGAGUUCCCAUUGCCAACUCUCACCGAGUGCGACACAAUCCCUCAAGACAAGAGCGAGAUUCCCACUCCGGACAUGGCAAAAAGUUUCCCACAUCUAAUCGACAUAGCACACGAGAUACCUUCCCUAGACGAGUCCGCAAAGGUUCAGCUGCUGAUCGGUCGGGACGCGCCCGAGCUGUUGAAAGUCAGAGAAUUUAGAAACGGCCCAAGAGGAGCCCCCUGGGCGCAACGACUAGCCCUCGGAUGGACUAUCAGCGGUCAGAUGUGCCUCGAUUUCCCAAGCGGGCCUGCACAUGUUCUCACCCGCCUCACCAGCUUGUCCGCCGCCGCGGAGAGAAUCCGAGAGACUGGAGACAAGAACUACGAGCUGGUUCCCUGUCCAAACCAAUUCAAGGUCGAGGACCCAAUCCUGGAGCAUGUUACCGACAGCAUCUUCAAGACUACGCGAAGCGACAACGAACCUAGUCUCUCUCGCGAAGACCGUUUGUUUCUGGAGAUCAUAGAGGCAGGAAUACACAAGAACGAGAGUGGUAACUGGGAGAUGCCGCUACCAUUUCGUGAUAAGUUCCAAACCAUGCCGAAAAACCGCGUCCAAGCCAUGCAACGCUUACAAGGGCUUCUGAAGACGUUCGCCAGGAAACCAAAAAUGAGAGCAGAUUGCCUGGAGUUCAUGGGAAAGAUUAUUGAGAAGGGCCACGCCUCCCAGAUUCCACUUGUGGAAGCCCCACCUCCCCCUGGCCGUUCCUGGUAUUUACCGCAUUUCGCAACAUAUCAUAACACAAAGCACGCUAUCCGAGUGGUGUUCGACUCCAGUAUCGAGUUUUAAGGGGUUUCACUGUAC
This is a messenger RNA of Orbicella faveolata, 1116 nucleotides long. RefSeq lists its product as uncharacterized. Lineage: Eukaryota; Metazoa; Cnidaria; Anthozoa; Scleractinia; Merulinidae. The record is from RefSeq and is a predicted model, not a curated record.